This is a messenger RNA of Hipposideros armiger (great roundleaf bat), 2450 nucleotides long. It is a transcript of the gene AP3M1, whose product is annotated as adaptor related protein complex 3 subunit mu 1. Gene Ontology annotation, cellular component: clathrin adaptor complex. The record is from RefSeq and is a predicted model, not a curated record. NCBI's taxonomy places the organism in Eukaryota, Metazoa, Chordata, Mammalia, Chiroptera, Hipposideridae. The transcript is spliced from 8 exons. Gene Ontology annotation, biological process: intracellular protein transport; vesicle-mediated transport.
CCCCAGACUGAGGUAGGCUGAGGAUGAGCGCCUGAGUCCAAAUGGUGUGAAAUUGCCCCCCAUUUUCUUAGAUCCUGGGUGAUCUAAAAGAUUUAUAUCUUAAACCUCAAGAGACGUCUUUCUUCUCAUUCAGCGUCUUCCCGCUUAUUUAAUAUUUCCAAAUCUGUAGAACUAGUUUCUUUUAAGCUGUUAGUCAGGCAAUCUACUGGGCACUCCAACUGCGGGGUCCUCACGGCCUUCUCAGCUGCCUCAGCCUCGGUCCGGAGAGGACCCGGCGCCGAAUCACUGACAGGCCCAGGUGUUGGGAAAAUGAUCCACAGUCUAUUUCUCAUAAACUGCUCCGGUGACAUAUUUCUAGAGAAGCACUGGAAGAGUGUUGUGAGCCAAUCUGUCUGUGAUUAUUUCUUUGAAGCUCAAGAGAAAGCUGCUGAUGUUGAAAAUGUACCACCUGUCAUUUCAACACCUCACCACUACCUCAUCAGUAUCUAUCGAGAUAAGCUCUUCUUUGUGUCUGUCAUACAGACUGAAGUGCCACCUCUCUUUGUAAUUGAGUUCCUACAUCGAGUUGCUGACACUUUUCAGGACUACUUUGGUGAGUGUUCGGAGGCUGCAAUUAAGGAUAAUGUGGUCAUAGUAUAUGAGCUCUUGGAAGAAAUGUUAGACAAUGGAUUUCCACUGGCUACUGAAUCUAACAUUUUGAAAGAACUGAUUAAACCACCAACAAUUCUACGUUCUGUCGUCAACUCUAUUACAGGCAGUAGUAAUGUUGGGGACACACUCCCCACUGGACAGCUGUCCAACAUCCCAUGGCGUCGGGCAGGGGUAAAGUACACAAAUAAUGAAGCCUAUUUCGAUGUCGUUGAAGAGAUAGAUGCAAUUAUAGAUAAAUCAGGAUCUACAGUCUUUGCAGAAAUUCAGGGGGUCAUUGAUGCUUGCAUUAAACUAUCUGGAAUGCCUGACCUUUCCCUUUCUUUCAUGAACCCAAGGCUUCUAGAUGAUGUCAGCUUCCACCCCUGCAUCCGGUUCAAGCGUUGGGAAUCUGAAAGAGUUUUGUCAUUUAUUCCUCCAGAUGGAAAUUUCCGACUCAUAUCAUAUCGUGUUAGCUCACAAAAGUAUGUUGGUGCAUCAGCCAGAUACUGCCAUCAUAUAUCAAUGUGCUGGGUAGAACUGCCUUCCCUGUUUUGUUCUGACAGUUGGAUACUUGAAUUCACCAUUGCUCUCUUUAGCCAUGGUUCACCAGGAGAGCCAAGGACUGGUGAAAAUAUGUCUAAAAUAAUCAAUGUACCUUGAAUCUGAGAGUAUAGAGUAGUAGUAAAUGAGACUUUGUCUUUAUUAAAUGGUUCAGGUUGUUUUUCAUGUCUUUUUAAGGUACUAACAUGGGAUGUGGGGAAAAUUACUCCACAAAAGCUCCCAAGUCUUAAAGGACUGGUAAAUUUACAGUCUGGAGCACCCAAGCCAGAAGAGAAUCCAAGCCUCAACAUACAGUUCAAGAUCCAGCAGCUUGCGAUUUCGGGCUUAAAAGUAAACCGCUUGGACAUGUAUGGGGAGAAAUAUAAGCCAUUUAAAGGAGUGAAAUAUGUCACGAAAGCUGGAAAGUUCCAAGUGAGGACAUGAGAAGAGGCCAAAAUUCCUCAAGACCUGUUUGUUUUCCAAGUGUCAUUACAGUUUAUUACUAUUAGGUACCAAGUGGGUGGGAAUACGUAUUCUAGUUAAAGCAUUUGUGUCGAGCUACACACCGCUAAUGAAGUUGCUUAGUAAUCAGUGUAGGGUUCUUAAGGAGCUUUAAGCUCAGGUAACUUUUGAACGACUUAGCUUAUUUUGUAUCUUUUCACGUAGGAAGAUUUGGGAGGUGAUUUAGGGCACCAGCUGGAGCUGCACAUGUUAACAGUGAAGGCAGAAGGCCACAGUGAUACCCUCUCUCCUGAAACAAGUGAACUGGUCUCAGCCAGCAAGAGCUGUCUUAAUCUGGAGUGUGUCAGGUGCAGCCAAAUGUCCACCUGAUCUUAGCCAUCCCAAAUCCGCGUCUGUCCCAGCAGAGGAAAUUUCCCCCACCCCAAGAAGUUUACAAAAAACUGCCUCUUCAAGUGUUUGCCUUACUCAGCUUUUCACUUGUGCCAUUAAGCAAGCACUGUAGCAAAAGCCACUUCCACAUGGCCCUGGCCGGGAGCACUGCUGCUCCAUGCCCCAUUCUCACUGUACUUGGUAUUGUAUUUUUUAUAAAUAAGAUUUUUAUGUAAAGCUCCGAUUUUGAUUUACAGGGACCUUGCUGCAGUUAAGUACCAUCUCAGUUUUGUGCCAUUGGUUCAGCUGUUAGCACAGUAAAAAUCAUUUGUAUCAAAAGGGCAAAUGCUUUAAGGUAAUAAAAGGGAACACUACUGCUUUUAGGAAGUUACAGCAAGCACAAGCAUUUGAGAUUUUAAGUAAAUUAAAGUACUGAAAGAGAAACUUAA